AUGAACGUCACCUCCCUCACCGCCCAACCUCGUCACUACACUGGCCAACCUCCCUCCGUCGACGCCUCCCAUCCCGCCACCGAUGUUGGCUCUGCCGGUAACGGCAGUGACAUGCAUGUUGACCAAGACGCUGAUGGUGAACACGACAUGGAACUUGACAACACCCCUCCCCUUCAUCAACACCUCGCUGGAUACGCCGACUCCGACGCCGAUGCCGACGCUGACUAUGACGACGAUGAUGGCCAAGCCGAAGACGAACUUAUGCCAGCAACCGCAGUAUCAACAGUGCCCCCACCUUCCUUAUCAUCGACUCCGUACCAAAAUGGCGCUGCUGUUCGUGCUCAACGUCUCGACUUAAGCAACGCAAAUCCUCAGCUUUAUGGGCUUCGACGAUCGAGCAGGGGUAGGGAAACGCCUGAUUAUGAUGAAGAGGUAGCAUCGUCAGAAUCAGAAGGGGGUGGAGACGAGUAUACAGGUUCGAAAAAACCUUCGACUCAACCUAGGAAGAAAAAGCCUUCUCAUCCCAAAGCGCCCACUGCAACAGCAAGCGCGGCACAGACAGGCGGUGAAUCAUCAGACGACUACGGUGUCCCACCUCGCAAGCGUCGCCGUCCACCACCCUCAGGAAACAGUUCUGAUGUCCGGGUUUCCUCAAGGGGUCAGAGGAUUCCCAACUAUGCGGAAGAUGGGGGUUUCCGAAGUGAGGACUAUGAGGACGACGGCACUCCUAAUGGUACCGCAGCACCUCAAUACGACGCCAAUGGACAGCCAAUUUACGAAGACCAGGAUGAAAUAGAUGGUGUCUUUGGACACUCAAGAGACGAAGAUCAUAUCAAUGAUCCUGAGGAUCUUCCUUCUGUGAACAUGCGCUUCCACAUCAAAUGGAAGAAUUUUUCGCAUCUGCACAACACCGAUGAAACUUACGAGUUCCUCAAGCGCUAUAAAGGGAUGAAGCGCGUCGACAACUACAUCAAGACUGUCUGGGCUGCCGAACGUGCCACUCUCGUUCGUACCGACAUUUCUCGCGAAGAACUUGAAGCCUUCCAGAUCGACAAAGAACGACGUCAGGAGUGGCUCGAGGGGUGUAAGAUUGUUGAACGUGCCAUUGAUUCAAGAGAGAAUGCAGCGAGCGGGACGGAGUACUUUGUGAAGUGGAGAACACUCCCAUACUGUGACUGUACUUGGGAGACCCAGGAUGACAUACGAAGGAUCGCCAAAGUCGAAAUCGAUCAAUACCACGCUCGUGAGCGCGCUGCCCUCGUACCUUAUCGUUCCGCGACCUUCCCCAGUGGUCAACGCCCUCACUGCCCCGUUAUGAAGCACCAGCCCAUUUAUCUUGGCAAGUCAUCGUACGACUAUCCCAAUGGCGAGAUUCCAGAUGUCGCCCACGGCCAGGAUGGCCACCCUGAAGAUGAGGAAUCUGGUCCCCAGCUCAAAGAUUUUCAGCUCACCGGCCUGAACUGGCUGGCAUAUUGCUGGAGUCGAAGGGAAAAUGGGAUCUUGGCCGACGAGAUGGGUUUGGGCAAGACUGUCCAAUCGGUAUCGUUCCUCUCUUAUCUCAUGCACACUCAUCAUCAGUAUGGACCGUUCCUCGUCGUCGUUCCUCUCUCGACCCUCCCAGCCUGGCAGGCUCAGUUCAAAGUUUGGGCCCCAGAUAUGAACGCCAUUCCCUAUAUCGGCAAUGGAAAAUCCCGCGAAGUGAUCCGGGCUUACGAAUUUGGUGCAGCGAAGAAACUCAAGUUUAACGUUUUGCUGACUACGUAUGAGUACAUCCUCAAGGACAAAGCGGAGCUGGGGAGCAUUAAGUGGCAGGCGCUGAUGGUAGAUGAGGCACAUCGGCUGAAGAACAGCGAGAGCCAGCUCUACGAAGCUCUUAGCAGCUUCACAGCUUACUUUAAGGUUCUCAUUACGGGCACGCCGCUGCAAAAUAACGUGAAAGGCAUGGCACCAUCAUCAUCACCAUAUAUCUUCUCUUACGCUUGUGCAGAGUUACUGGCGCUGAUGCAUUUCCUCAUGCCGGAAAGAUUCCCGCUCACGAACGAUUUCGACCUUUCCGAUAUCGAUCAAGAGGCGAAGAUCAAGGAUUUGCAUGAGAAACUGAAAGGGAUGAUGUUGCGGCGCUUGAAGCGAGACGUGAUCAAGUCGUUGCCUACGAAGAGUGAACGAAUCUUGCGUGUUGAGAUGAGUGCGAUGCAGACGCAUUAUUACAAGAACAUCCUGACUAGAAAUUUCCAAGCGUUGAGCAAGGCGACCAACGGGCAAAACGCUCACAUCAGCCUGCUUAACAUUGCGAUGGAAUUGAAGAAAGCCGCGAACCACCCUUAUCUCUUCGAUGGUGCCGAAGUCCGUACUGAUUCUCCGGAGGAGCAACUCAAGGGCCUCGUCAUGUCCUCCGGCAAGAUGGUGCUCCUCGAUAAACUCCUCCAUAGAUUGCAACAAGACGGCCAUCGCGUUCUCAUCUUCAGCCAAAUGGUCCGAUUACUCGAUAUCAUGUCUGACUACAUGACCUUCCGGACUGUUCCGUCUGAGAUUCGCCGAAAGUCGAUCGAGCACUUCAAUGCACCGAACUCACCUGACUUCGCGUUUUUGCUGUCCACCCGUGCUGGUGGCCUCGGUAUCAACCUUGAAACAGCUGAUACAGUCAUCAUUUUUGACUCCGACUGGAACCCUCAGAAUGACCUCCAAGCUAUGGCUCGUGCCCAUCGUAUCGGGCAGAAGUCGCAUGUUAGUGUGUAUCGCUUCGUCAGCAAGGAUACGAUGGAAGAGGAUGUCCUUGAGCGAGCGAAACGGAAGAUGGUUCUGGAAUAUGCUAUUAUCAACCAAAUGGAUACCUCGGGAGAUAACUUCAACCCGAAGAAGACUACGAAGCCAUCACCUGACUUCAGCAAGGAAGAACUGUCAGCCAUAUUGAAAUACGGCGCGCAAAACAUGUUCAAAACUGAUGAUAACGAACUGAAUAAAAACCUCGCUGAAAUGGAUCUCGAUGACAUUCUUAACCGUGCCGAAGAACAUGAGACUAUCGGGGCUGCAAACUCCGGGGGGGCGUCGAUGGACAUGAAUUGGGACGAGAUCAUUCCUCUAGAAGAGCGUUUGAAAGUUGAGCAAGAAGAAGCCGAGGAGAAGGCAAAGCAGGACGCGCUCGAUACUUCUCAGAGCCGAAAGAGGGCUGCGGCACAGAUCCAGCCUGGCGCCUAUGAGGGUAUGGAUGCCAUCGAGCCUUCUGCAGCUAGUGCGCCGAAGAAAGCCAAAGGACCUGCACCCCCCAGGAAAACUGCUGCGCAACGGGCCGUCGAACUUAAGGAACGCGAUCUUCGCGUUCUCGUUCGGAGUUUGCAACGAUGGGGUGACAUCCGUCUCCGCUAUGAUGAGAUUGCCAAGGAAGCAAAGCUCGAGGACAAGAAUCGCCAAGUUAUCAUCGACACUUGCGACGAGAUCAUUGAGACUUGCGAACGGGCUCUGAAGGAGCAUCGGGAUGCGAAGGCUAGAGCACAAAACGAAGGCGUCAUCGGGCCAAAGUCGAAGGCGGUCCUCGUCAACUUCCGCAACGUCAGCAGUAUCAAUGCUGAGACUGUUGUCUCUCGAUUCCACGAACUCCGGAUUCUGAUCAAUAACCUCCAGGGCUUGAGCGACAUUCACUCAUGGAGAUUGCCUACGGAAUCAAUCCGUCCGACACUCAAUUGGACCUGCAAAUGGGGUCCUUACGAGGAUGCGAUGCUUCUCGUAGGUGCAUACAAGCACGGAUUUGGUAACUGGGAGAAGAUUCAGGACGACCCUGAGUUGGGGCUCGCCGGCAAGUUUUUCCUUGAAGAAGGGAAGAAGAACGAAGACCCCAGCACGCAAAAUGGAAAGCCUAUCCCCAAUGCCAUUCAUCUCGUUCGAAGAGGGGACUAUCUACUUGGUGUUCUUCGGGAGCAUGAGGAGAAGAUCAAGUUGAUCACGUCGAAUCUUAAAACAAAACGAGACUUCACUGGACGAUAUUCCUCUUCACCUGCGCCAACUGGCAGCUCGUCGAAACGACGUGCACAGAGCCCUGCAGGUAGUCUUCGCUCAGAUGAGGGGACUUCGCAUAAGAAGAAGCGACGCGCUACACCCGAAUUCACCGAUUCGUCAGACGACUGCCCAUCUAUGGAUGAAGCUCAGACUAAAGAGGAGCUCCGGCCAGUGAAAAAGCAACUCAAAAACUUGAAAGCACCGACGGAGUCGCUAAGCAGAGAAGCUAAGGUUGCUCUUCUCAAGGACUCGCUUUCGGCCAUUGGGGCUCGUAUUGAAACUGUUGUUGCACAAAAGAACGCCAAGGGAGAAGAUGGUGAGAAGUGGCGCAAACAUUUGUGGAUUUUUGUAACCCUAUUCUGGCCUCGUGAGGUUAAGCAUACCAAGCUGCAAGCCAUUCACGCGAAGAUUACUGGCUCGCAGCCUCCAAAAUAG
Messenger RNA from Cantharellus anzutake, 4425 nucleotides. Its product is annotated as SNF2 family N-terminal domain-containing protein. Gene Ontology annotation, cellular component: nucleus; chromatin. Gene Ontology annotation, biological process: nucleosome organization; regulation of transcription by RNA polymerase II. NCBI's taxonomy places the organism in Eukaryota, Fungi, Basidiomycota, Agaricomycetes, Cantharellales, Hydnaceae. The coding region runs from base 1 to 4425 and encodes 1474 amino acids. Gene Ontology annotation, molecular function: DNA binding; histone binding; chromatin binding. The transcript is spliced from 19 exons. The record is from RefSeq and is a predicted model, not a curated record.